AUGAAGUUCAUUGCAUCUUUGUUCGGGACGAGGUCCCCGAAGGCUAUGGGGAGGCAGUACAUGAAAGUUGGCAGAAACGCUCUUUUUGGUGUGACAAAUGAUAACAGUGACAAUAUUUGUACCGAAAAGGUGCCAAGGCCGCUGUCCUUGCUAAUCUCCAGGAAGGGAAAGCUCAGGCAUGGCAGGAUAGCAGCAAUCUGUCUAGGUCUUCUUGCACUUGUGAUCGGUAUAGUGCUCAGUAGCAUACCGUGGGUCGAUUACCUCAUCUUGAAACAACUACGACUGUGGAAUGGCUCGAUCUCGUUUCAAUAUUGGCAGAAGCCGGGCGUAAUUCGAUUGACCAAAGUCUAUAUAUUUAACGUAACUAACACAGAAGGUUUCCUGCAGUACAACGAGAAACCGAAACUCCAGGAAGUAGGCCCGUUCGUUUAUCGAGAGGAUAUGGAAAAAGUUAACAUCGUCUUUCAUAAUAAUGGAACUGUUAGUUAUCAGCAUAAGAAAAUUUUAAAUUUUGUACCUGAGUUGUCUGAAGAUGGAGAUAUUAAAGUGAUAGUGCCGAAUAUACCUUUACUGACACUUUCAACACAAAGCAAGAGUCUUCCUCGUUUAAUUACAAUGGGAUUGUCAAUUUUCUUGAGCGGAUUGCAUAUGAAACCCUUCAUUCCUAUAACUGCGCAGGAAUUAGUUUUCGGGUAUGACGAUCCAUUAGUUAGCCUAGGCCAUAAAUUUCUCCCCAAAACAAGACGGCCCAUGAGUAGAAUGGGACUUCUUCUUGGAAGAAACGGUACAUUAAGCGAGAUAUCUACGAUAUUCACUGGACAUACAGACAUGAAAGAGUUCGGUUUGAUAAAUCGAUUGAACGGACUCGAUCAUUUGCCAUACUGGCCAAACGCACCGUGCAAUUCUCUUACAGCUUCGGAAGGAUCUUUCUUUCCGCCACGGGACCAGACUGGCGCGGAUAUCGUUCACAUUUGGGACAAGGAUCUCUGUAGGACACUUCCGUUGCAGUAUCGAGGUCCGAUAGAAAAGGCUGGUAUUAAGGCGGAUUUAUACACUCCUCCCGAUAUACUUUUUACUCGAAAUGAAACAGCUACAGAAGAUGAUGACUGCUUCUGCUCGGAUGGCAUUGACACUUGCCCUCCGGAAGGCUUGCAGGAUAUCAGUCCAUGCCAAUACAGUGCACCAGUAUACCUUUCGUUUCCACAUUUUUAUAAGGCGGAUCCUAAAUUGUUAGAUGCUAUUGAUGGACUCAAACCGGUCGAUAACUUGCACGAAACAUAUUUCAAAAUUCAGCCAAAACUAGGGGUUCCAAUAGAAGCAAAGGUUCGUGUCCAGUUGAAUCUGAAAAUAGAACGACAAUCCAAUAUCGCGGUGGUCGCGAAUUUCCCUGAUAUAGUAUUCCCAAUUAUGUGGCUCGAGGAAGGUGUAGAAGAGCUUACGCCAUCCAUUAGAAGAUUUAUUUACCUGGCGACCACGUUUGCCGACAUCGCUGUGCCUUGCUUGACGUAUGGCAUGAUUCUAGUCGGACUGACAGUCAUCAUCACGGUAUUCGUAAAGGUGUAUAAUAGUCCGAUAUUGGCGCAUGAGGCGAUCGAGCUUGGCAAGAGGACCAUCAGAAGAGGAUCGUCUUUCUUAACAACUAGCCAACAUCGAUUGUUGGUCGGUCGGGACUCUUAUAUCUUACUAAGCAAUAAUGAUGACGAGAAACAGAGUAUAGAGGUAUGA
This is a messenger RNA of Cyphomyrmex costatus, 1725 nucleotides long. It is a transcript of the gene dsb, whose product is annotated as scavenger receptor class B member debris buster. NCBI's taxonomy places the organism in Eukaryota, Metazoa, Arthropoda, Insecta, Hymenoptera, Formicidae. The transcript has 9 exons. Bases 1 to 1725 code for a protein of 574 amino acids. The record is from RefSeq and is a predicted model, not a curated record. Gene Ontology annotation, cellular component: membrane; cytoplasm. Gene Ontology annotation, molecular function: scavenger receptor activity.